CCAAUAUUUGUUCGAAUGUAGGACAUAUUUACAGUGGAUUACCAAUUUACUUAACGAAUGAGGGUUAUCCGGGGGUAACUACUGGAUCCAGAAGCUGUUCGUGCUCUUUAGAAGUUUCUCCGUGCUCUGAAGACGUGAAUCUGUAUAUAAUAGAUGCAGAUUUAUAUCUCGACUCUACUCAUUGUGAGCAAAGUCUGGAUUUUGUAAACGGGACCAAUACAUCUUUAUACAAUAUACAAUGUGGCAACUAUUACACCAAUAGUAUAAGUGUUGUUAACAUUAAUUCACGCUACGUUAAGAUUUUUUUCAACAACACCUCAACACAAAAUCAAGAGGGGCUUUUCUUUAUUGGAUUGGAAGCAUUCGAUCAAAACGCUAAUAUUACUCUUACAUGUCAAGAUAUACCGCAAACAGAUAUGUGCACCGACUGUGGAAAUCUUAAUGUCGUCAACGGUAAUUUCAGUGCUCCAUCAGGGACAGGAUUCGGACAAACAGCUACUCAGUCAUGUAACACCGGUUACAAUAUUUCUGGUGAAGAGACGAUCACUUGUACAGUGACAGGAAAUUGGAGUAGUGCUGCUGCUGUUUGUAAAAUUGUCGACUGUGGAAAUCUAACUGUUGUCAACGGAAAUUUUAAUGCCCCAUCAGGAACAGCAUUCGGACAAACAGCAACACAAUCAUGUAACACCGGUUACAAUAUUUCUGGUGAAGAGACGAUCACUUGUACAGAAUCUGGAGAUUGGAGCGGUGCUGUUGCUAUAUGUACCAUUGUCGACUGUGGAAAUCUAACUGUUGACAAUGGCAAUUUUAAUGCUCCGUCAGGAACGACAUUUGGACAAACAGCCACACAAUCAUGUAACACCGGUUACAAUAUUUCUGGUGAACAAACGAUCACUUGUACAGAAUCGGGAGAUUGGAGCUCUGCUGUGGCUGUUUGCACACUUGUCGACUGCGGAGAUGUGACUGUCGUCAACGGACAUUUCAAUGCUCCAUCAGGAACGAGGUACGGUCAAACAGCCACACAGUCAUGUAAUAUCGGUUAUACUUUAUCUGGAGAGGAAACAGUCACUUGUACAGAAUCGGGAAAUUGGAGUGCCACUGCCGCUGUGUGCACCAUAGUUGACUGUGGAGAUCUUACUGUCGACAACGGAAAUUUCAGUGCUCCAUCAGGAACGACGUACGGUCAAAAUGGCACACAAUCAUGUAACACCGGUUACACUUUAUCUGGAGAAGAAACAGUCACAUGUUCAGAAUCGGGCAAAUGGAGUGCCUCUGCCGCUGUGUGCACCACAGUUGAUUGUGGGGAUCUAACUGUUGCCAAGGGAGAUUUCAACGCACCGUCAGGAACGACGUAUGGAGAAACAGCCACACAGUCAUGUAAUACCGGUUACACUUUAUCUGGAGAAGAGACGGUCACAUGUACAGAAGCGGGAACUUGGAGUGCCUCUGCCGUUGUGUGCACCAUAGUUGACUGUGGAGAUGUGACUGUCAACAACGGAAAUUUCAUUGCACCAUCAGGAACGACGUAUGGAGAAACAGCCACACAGUCAUGUAACACCGGUUACACGUUAUCUGGAGAUGAGACUGUCACAUGUACAGAAUCCGGAACCUGGAAUGCCUCUGCUGUUGUGUGCACACUCGUUGACUGUGGAGAUGUGACUGUCAACAACGGAAAUUUCAAUGCUCCAUCAGGAACGACGUACGGUCAAACUGGUACACAGUCAUGUAACACCGGUUACACGUUAUCUGGAGAAGAAACAGCCACAUGUACAGAAUCAGGAAAUUGGAGCGCCACCGCUGUUGUGUGCACUAUAGUUGACUGUGGAAAUUUAACUGUCGAAAAUGGGAAUUUCAAUGCUCCAUCAGGAACAACAUAUGGUGAAACAGCAACACAAUCAUGUAACAUCGGUUACACUUUAUCUGGAGAAGAGACAGUCACAUGUACAGCAUCCGGAAAUUGGAGUGCUUCCGCCGUUGUGUGCACUAUAAUUGAUUGUGGAGAUCUUAUUGUCGACAACGGAAAUUUCAGUGCUCCGUCAGGAACGACGUACGGUCAAACAGCUACACAGUCAUGUAACACCGGUUACGUUUCAUCUGGAGAAGAGACUGUCACAUGUACAGAAUCAGGAACUUGGAGCUCCGCUGCCGCUGUGUGCACCAUAAUUGACUGUGAAAAUCUAACUGUCGAGAACGGAAAUUUCAAUGCUCCAUCAGGAACGACGUUUGGAGAAACUGGCACACAGUCAUGUUAUACCGGUUAUACUUUAUCUGGAGAAGAAACGGUCACAUGUACAGAAUCCGGAAAUUGGAGCGCCGCCGCCGUUGUAUGCACUAUAGUUGACUGUGGAGAUCUUACUGUCGACAACGGAAAUUUCAGUGCUCCGUCAGGAACGACUUAUGGUCAAACAGCUACACAGUCAUGUAACACCGGUUACACUUUUUCUGGAGAAGAGACUGUCACAUGUACAGAAUCGGGAGCUUGGAGCUCCGUGGCCGCUGUGUGCACCAUAAUUGACUGUGGGGAUGUUACGGUUGAGAACGGAAAUUUCAAUGCUCCAUCUGGAACGACGUUCGGAGAAACUGGCACACAGUCAUGUAACACCGGUUACACUUUAUCUGGAGAAGAGACGGUCACAUGUACAAAAUCUGAAAAUUGGAGCGCCGCCGCCGCUGUGUGCACAAUAGUUGACUGUGGAGAUCUUAUUGUCGACAACGGAAAUUUCAGUGCUCCGUCAGGAACGACGUACGGUCAAACAGCUACACAGUCAUGUAACAUCGGUUACGUUUUUUCUGGAGAAGAGACGGUCACAUGUAAAGAAUCAGGAAAUUGGAGCUCUGCCGCCGCUGUGUGCACCAUAAUUGAUUGUGGAAAUGUGACAGUCGUUGACGGACAUUUUACAGCUCCAUCAGGAACAACAUUUGGUGAAACAGCCAAACAGUCAUGUAAUACCGGUUACAAUAUUUCCGGUGAAGAGAUCGUCACGUGUACAGAGACAGGAGAAUGGAACGCUACUGUCGUCACGUGUACAAUUGUUGAAUGUGGAAAUCUUACAAUUGUCAACGGCCAUUUCGAAGCUCUAUCUGGAACAACGUUUGGACAAAAAGCAACACAGUCUUGUGACACUGGUUAUAUUCUUUCCGGUGAAGAGACGAUGAAAUGUACAGAAUCUGGCGAAUGGAAUGAUAUAGCUGUAUGCAACAUUGUCGAUUGUGGAAAUCUUACAUACUUCGAGGGCAAUUUCAGUGCCCCGUCAGGAACAACAUUUGGACAGUCAGCAACAUUAAUAUGCAACACAACUAUCAGCGAAGAGACAGUGACGUGUCUAGAGUCUGGAGAUUGGAAUAUCACAGCUUUAUCAUGUCCUUUGAUUGAUUGUGGAUACGUUACAGUUAUAAACGGUCAGUUUGAAGCUCCAUCAGGAACAACUUAUGGACAAAUAGCCACGUUAGCAUGCGACACUGGCUUCACUCUUUCUGGUCAAGAGACAAUUAUUUGUACCGACUCGCAGAAAUGGAACGCCACUUCUUUGACAUGUACCCUUGUUGACUGUGGAAAUCUUACUGUCGUAGACGGAAGUUUUGAUGCCCCAUCAGGAACGACGUAUGGCCAAGAAGCCACCCAGACAUGUAAUAUUGGCUAUACUUUUUCCGGCGCAGAGACCGUUAAAUGUACAGAAACAGGAGAAUGGAACGCUUCUGCCGCAGUUUGCACCAUCGUUGACUGUGGAAAUCUUACUGUUAUUAAUGGAACGUUCAGUGCUGAGUCAGGGACAACAUUUGGUCGAACGGCAACUCAAGCAUGCAAUAUUGGUUUCACUUUUGCCGGCGAAGAGACGGUCACAUGUACAGAGUCAGGAGAAUGGGACGCAGCUGCCGCAGUUUGCACCUUAGUUGACUGUGGGAAUCUUACUGUCGUAAAUGGGCAGUUUACAGCGGUGUCUGGAACGACAUUUGGACAGACAGCCACACAGACAUGUGAUACUGGUUAUAUCUUUUCUGGCGAGGAGACGGUCACGUGUACAGAAUCGGGCAAAUGGAACGGAACCGCUGCAACAUGUACAAUUGUCGAUUGUGAAAAUCCUACACCGGCUUUUGGUUCUACAAAUGACACGGACUUUAAAUAUGGUACUGUGCUGGGAAUUACAUGCGCAACUGGAUAUGUCAUAACUGGAAGUUCAUCUAUUUCUUGCAUGGCUAAUGGAAACUGGAGUGAUAUUCCCUACUGUGUACCUUUUGAUUGUGGAAAUCUUACUGUCGUAAACGGUCAGUUUACUGCUUUGUCGGGGUCAACAUUUGGUCAAACAGCCAACCAGUCAUGUGACACCGGUUAUGUCAUUUCUGGUCAAGAUUUAGUCAUAUGUACAAUGACCGGAUGGAAUGCACCCGCUGUGACAUGUACUAUUGUCGACUGUUUAAUGCCCAGUGUCGCAAAUGGGACAAUCGCCGACACUCCAAAUGGCACAACAUUCAAUGAAACGGCUUUUAUAUCCUGCAUUGAUGGGUUUAACCUCAAUGGAAGCUCAUCUGUAACAUGUGAGGAUGACGGGAACUGGUCAACACUUCCAACAUGCGAUAUCAGAGACUGUGGGAAUCUUACUGUCGUAAAUGGGCAGUUUACAGCUAUGUCCGGAACGACAUUUGGACAGACAGCCACACAGACAUGUGAUACUGGUUAUAUCUUUUCUGGCGAGGAGACGGUCACGUGUACAGAAUCGGGCAAGUGGAACGGAACCGCUGCAACAUGUACAAUUGUUGAUUGUGGAAAUCUAACAGUCGUCAAUGGGCAGUUCUCAACUCCAUCAGGAACAACAUUUGGACAAACAGCUACACAGACUUGUAACACCGGUUAUACUAUUUCUGGCGAGCAGUUUAUAACGUGUACAGAGUCAGGAGUAUGGAACUCUACUGUUGCUGUUUGUACGAUUGUGGACUGUGGAAAUCUUACUGUCGUCAAUGGACAGUUUACAGCGGUGUCAGGAACGACAUUUGGACAGACAGCCAUACAGACAUGUAAUACAGGUUACACAUUUUCUGGCGAGGAUACGGUUAUGUGCACAAAGUCAGGAGAAUGGAACGCAACUGCUGCAGUUUGUACCAUUGUUGAUUGUGGAAAUCCUUCACCGGCUUUUGGUUCUACAAAUGACACAGACUUUAUAUAUGGUACUGUGCUGGGAAUUACAUGCGCCACUGGAUAUGUCAUAACCGGAAGUCCAUCUAUUUCUUGCACGGCUAAUGGAAGCUGGAGUGAUAAUGCCAAUUGCGUACCUUUUGAUUGUGGAAAUCUUACUAUUGUAAACGGCCAGUUUACUGCUUUGUCGGGGACAACAUUUGGUCAAACAGCCAACCAGUCAUGUGACGCUGGUUAUGUCAUUUCUGGUCAAGAUGUAGCCAUAUGUACAAUGACCGGGUGGAAUGCACCCGCUGUAGUAUGUACUGUUGUCGACUGUUUAAUGCCCACUGUUGCAAAUGGGACAAUCGCCGACACACCAAAUGGCACAACAUUCAAUGAAACGGCUAUUAUAUCCUGCAUUGAUGGGUUUAAACUCAAUGGAAGUUCAACUGUAACAUGUGAGGAUGACGGAAACUGGUCAACACUUCCAACAUGCGGUAUCAGAGAUUGUGGUCCAAUCACUGUUGAAAAUGGAAAUGCAACAACUUCACAUAUCGGUGCAACACUAGUUGGAGAUACGGCUGUGGUGUCGUGUAGUGUGGGAUACAUUGCUUCCAGGAUCUCAAUAUCGUGCCUUCCAUCUGGACAGUGGGAAAACGUGACAUGCAGGAUAAUAGAUUGCGGAAAUCCCCAAAUUAUUCUUCAUGGAUUUUUCUUACUUUUGACUGAUACGGUUACAACAUACGGUUCAUCAGCCAAAGUUGUUUGUGAUGAAGGAUAUGGAAGUAAAAAACAGAAUAUAUUAUGUCAAUCAAACGGGAUGUGGGAGACAGUAUCUUGUAUUAAAACAGAUGACCAAGGUGUCUCUACGACCAUUCUUGUCUCCGUCUUAGUGAGUGCAGUGAUCGCCGUCACAGCUGCCGUUGGUUUGGUAGCUUUAUGGAACGUAAUUCCUAAGAAUCAAGUACCAAAGCCAACUUUUGAGAAAUCUGUUGAAUCAGGGGUAUCGCUGGUUUGGAACAGUAAAAUUAAUGCAAUGAAAGAGGAAAACACUUAUGAUUUGAACUUCGAUGGAUAUCAUUACAAUGGAAAACUUUGAAUACAUGCUUUAAUGCAGAAUUCGGAAGAAAAUCAACACGACGUUUAUCUUCACACUGCCGCCAUGUGGACACACGGUUGCUUCCCGUUAUGAUUAAAAUCAGCAUGGUACCUGAAAGAAAAAAAUAUGUUUUAAAAGCUUAUGCAUGAUUAAAUGAGAGAACAUAUAUACGUUCUCAUAUAUGAACGUUAUUAUAUAGAUUGCGGACAUCAGACAUUAUUUUCAACUAUUUACGAAUUCUAAUAUUUUUUUUUUGUUAAAGUUCAUAAAAUUUUUUUCUUUUACCAAAUAAAUAUGUAACAUUAUGCUUAAAGUGAAUUAUGUUUUCGUUCAUAUGUAUGUAACAAUUUUUUUACAAUGAUCGGUAUUUUAUUUGAUAACAGAUUAUAGCACGAGGAAAGAGUGCUGUUACAUUUUUUCUUACCUCGUAAAACUUGCACUUUAAGACAUUAAAAAUCUUAUAUCUAUUAUUUUUUUAUGUACACUUUCUACUUUGAAACGUGCUUGUGUUUUUUUGUUUGUUUUUGUUUUUGUUUAUUUUUUCAUAAAUGAAAACAUAUUUAUAA
Molecule: messenger RNA, 6775 nt
Organism: Ruditapes philippinarum (Manila clam)
Lineage: Eukaryota; Metazoa; Mollusca; Bivalvia; Venerida; Veneridae
Product: sushi, von Willebrand factor type A, EGF and pentraxin domain-containing protein 1-like
Exons: 36
Coding region: 417-6209 (1930 amino acids)
Source: RefSeq, a predicted model, not a curated record